UGACAGAAACGAUAUAUAUACAGAUUUUAUUGCAAAAUAACGUAUCCAACUAAGAAAUUUUGGUACGAGUAGGAGAUAGGUACGAGUAGUCAUGCAACCGGAAGUAAACAAAUAUAAAAGAGAACAAGACGACAUCGGGUAACAGUAGGAAACUCGAAAAACGAAUAGCAAGAACAGAAGAGUCAAGGUUUAACAUUUAUAGAAUAAAAUAUUGAUGAUGAAUGGCAGCUAAUCAUUGUUAACUUAUGAAAGUUGAACCCAAUGAAGAUGAAUAACUUGAAAUUUUAAAAACCCACUUUGAGGUCAUAAAUGAUUAGAUCUUUCCGAUUGAAUUCAUCAUGGACGAUUUCAAAUUGAGUGAAUAUAUCAGUGAUAUAAGUAAGAUGAAUGAUACAAGUGUAUGGAAGAUGAAAUGUUUGGAUACUUUAACAUUGACAUUACAGAACACAAUAAAUAAUCUAGAAGAUUUGGGUGCAGAUGUUGCUGCAUGGAUUGUUUUACCUGAUCCAGGAAACAACUCUCAGAUAAAGCAUGUUGGUAGUAAAAAGGGGAGUGAAUUCAUCCUGACUAAACCUAGUAUUGAUGCUGAUUUACAAUUCUUUUUAGAAAAUUAUCAAGCAUCAAAAGAAAUCUUGGUUGAUAUAUGUAUUAAACUGUUUGACAAAAAAUAUGCUGAAGCUUUAGAGAAAAUUAGCUCUAAAUUUCCAUACAGCUUAUUAUCUGUGCGUGGACAGCCCUGGUUUACAUUGUCAGGGUUCCCUCUGGACCUGCUUCCCUUCAGACAUCCAUCAGAGUAUGAUGUACACAGCUUACAGACAAUUAUAAACUGCAAAGAUUUGGUUAAAUUCAACAUACUUCAUAAAAAAUUGCAAGAUGCCUAUUAUAAAAACAAAGUACCCUGCAAGAACAUUACAAAGUCUGCCUUGAAAAAUAGAUUAUCAGGUGUUGUAAACAAAUCUCAGGACCAAAUGGAUAAAGAUUUCAUGUCAUUUAUAGAAAAGGAUACAGCUACACAUAACAAUCAACAAGAAGACAAUUCAAAAAGGAAGCAAAGAAAAGAGAAAACAGAGUGUACAAAUGACUUUGUAGUAAGAAGGUCCAAAAGGAGAAAAACACCAACAACAAAGAAAUAUGUUUCACUAUUGACUCCAUCUUGUGUCUCUCAUGCUGCAAAAAAGAAAAGAAAUCAAAAUGAUCAGAAGUUAAAACCCAAAACACAAGAUUUAGCUGUUACAAAUACAAAUACAUUUAUAAUACAAAUAAAGGAAGAAGCUGCAGAUCUAGAUGAUUAUUCUCUACCAGUCAGGGAGGAAGAUGAUAGUCAUAUAUCUAACCAUAAAUCAAUACCACUCAAUGUUUCUGGUGGCAGGUCUAUUACAAAAUAUGACUGGGAGUCUGAUAAUAUCCAUACAAAGUCAGAUAUAAUUGAUAGUGUUGAAGAACCUUAUGGUCCUAGGGAGUGUGAUAAUAUUCAUUCAAAGUCUGAUAUAAUUGAUAGUGUUGAAAUGACAUGUGAAGAACCGAAUGAGCCUAGUGAUGAUCUACCACCUUAUAAUUAUACUCAAUCUGAUGCUAUUUUCUAUCAUUCUGGCCUCGCAGACAAUCAAAACUCAGAAAACUGUAGGAAUUAUUUUUCAUGUUCCACAGACUCAAAUAAUGGUGAAAAUAUAAUGAUUAAGAUUGAGCCAAUUGACCAUUGAAAAAAAAUAAUGUCAU
Molecule: messenger RNA, 1716 nt
Organism: Mytilus trossulus (common blue mussel)
Lineage: Eukaryota; Metazoa; Mollusca; Bivalvia; Mytilida; Mytilidae
Exons: 6
Coding region: 339-1700 (453 amino acids)
Source: RefSeq, a predicted model, not a curated record